Molecule: messenger RNA, 1116 nt
Organism: Acanthamoeba castellanii str. Neff
Lineage: Eukaryota; Discosea; Longamoebia; Acanthamoebidae
Product: K+ channel tetramerization subfamily protein
Exons: 4
Biological process (GO): protein homooligomerization
Molecular function (GO): protein binding
Source: RefSeq, a predicted model, not a curated record
CGCGAAAAACGCCUGGCCGCCCUCGAACUCCGGCUUCAACUCGUCGAGGGGGCGGAGCAGCAGGCCAAGUCCGCCGCCGCGGGCCAGGGCCAGGGCACCAGGGUGGUCAGGCUCGACGUGGGCGGGCGCCACUUCACCACGAGCCUCGCAACCCUCACCUCGGAGGCCGACUCCAAGCUGGCGGCCAUGUUCGACCACCACGAGCUCGAGCUGCAGGACACCAACGACGGCCGCGUGUUCAUCGACCGCGACCCCGUCACGUUCGCGCUCAUCCUCGACUGGCUGCGCACCUCCGACCCGCCGACGGGCCUGAGCGCGGACCUGGAGCGGCGGCUCCGGCGCGACGCCGCCCACUACGGCCUUGCGCGCCUGGUUGCCGCGAUGCAGAAGAGCGAUGUCGACGUCGGUAGCAACGAGCGCCGCUACGAGAAGAUCACGAUCGAGCAGCUGUGGCAGCUGACGAACGAAAAGUCCAACGUGCAGCUGGCGGGCGUCGAUCUGCGCGGCGUGUGUCUGAGCGGGCUCGACCUCACGCGAGCGCGGUUCACGCGGUGCAAUCUGGAAGGGGCCGACUUCGAGUGGGCCAACCUGAACGAGGCGCGGCUGAUCGACUGCAACCUCAACCGAGCGAUGAUGGCGGGGGUGCAUCUUUCUAAGGCCAACCUGUCGAGUUCUUCAUGUGUGGGCACCAACCUGAAAGGAGCGGUGCUGGAGGGCGCAAUGAGGAAGCUGGUCGCCCGCGGCCCCCUCAGAGAGACGGUGGAGAGCUGCGGGUGCGUGGGCGACCCCCUGCCCCACUACCAGGCGCACAACCACGUGAGCCCCGUCACGGAGGUCGUCUACGAGUACCGGCCCAUCAGCGCCUUCCUCAUCGCCCCCACCGCCGUGCGGGCCACAGUCACCAUCGAGGAGCUGCGCUGGACCGUGCCCUACCCCGAGGGCAUCCUGCCCUACCUGCGCGAGCUGCCCUCGGAGUACCCCCUGGCCGACCAGCUGAAGAGGGCCGCCUCCACCGGCUCCACCGAGUUUGCCACGCUCAUCUCCUCGACCCUGUGCCCCGCCUCCGAGCAGGCACAGGAGCAGAGCAUCCCGCCCUUCUGCGCUCAAUCCGCCUAA